Molecule: messenger RNA, 1995 nt
Organism: Rotaria socialis
Lineage: Eukaryota; Metazoa; Rotifera; Eurotatoria; Philodinida; Philodinidae
Source: the annotation of a GenBank genome assembly
AUGUCACAAAUAUCCAGUGUAUCUCUUCGUUGCAUCAAUUACAAUAACAGUCUCGUAGCGGUUUACCGUGGUGGACUAAUCCUUGAAACCACGACCAAGCCAACGAAGGAAACUGCACUGUGGACAGUUGAAUAUGGUUCCCCAUCAUGGAAAUUGUUUAAUUCGGCUUCUUCUGUGUGCCUUACUUUCAAUACGAAGAGCAAACUUAUCAACAGCUCACAAGAAAAUGGAUCAACAUACAAGAAAUCGCUGGAAGUUAAACACGAUGAUUGUCGCUUGCAGUUUCGAUUAUCACUUACUGCUGUAGGCAAUAAGCUCAGUCUUGAACUACUUGCCGAAAACGAACCCAGCUGUAAAGCUUCCGCUGUCUUUUUCGUUCGUGAAGGAUUCGAUCAAACAUUUCGCGAGAUUGGCAAGGACUUCUUUAGCAUCCAUCCUAAUACUGCUAAGACUAUUGCCGAUUUAGUUGGUAAUUAUUAUGACUACGUUGUGAUCGGUUCUUCGUUUUGUUCUCUGGCUUUCAUUCAUCGAACUUUACAUAACGAACCUGAGGCAAAAAUCAUUGUGUUAGAGAGAGGCUUGAAGUAUCUACCCGAACAUCAUCAACAGUGUCCUCCAUCUUCCACUCCAGGAGAAGUGGAAUCUAGACCAUGGACUAUCUCCAAUGAAACUAUACAGAACGAAUUCGUUAAAAACGUGCAUGGUCAGAUACCGUUGCUUGGCGGAAGGUCUACGUAUUGGAGUGGAUGGAGUCCAACACCCUCAAUCAAAGAACUAGAUGGAUGGCCAGAAGAUCUCAAGACUUCAUUGCUAGAAACAUAUUUCGAUCUGGCACAUGAAUUUCUUGGCGUCAUUGAUGCAAAUCAAAUGAAUAUACAAGAAAAUGGUAAUUUUCUCUAUGAUAUAUUUCAGAAUUCCUUGAGAACAUGCUUGGAUAGCGCUACUAGCAUAGAAUCAGUUGAACAAGUCCUUCAUGGUUCUCUUGCUAUGGGUAACAAUCGGUUCAUAAAAUUUUCCACUCCAGAAAUGUUACUAUCUAAGAAAAAUGUUAGUGUAAUUUUUGAUUGUACUGUGGAAAAAAUUUUGCAUGAUGGAAAAAAAGCAACAGCUCUUCAAACCAGCCAAGGAAUCCCCUUACCACUCAAUGACAGCAAACUUAUAUUAGCGAUGAGUACACUACCAGCUACUACACUAGUGCUCAACUCUUUCAAAAAUACUGAAUUCCCUCAAAUUUCUCAUGUCGGAAAGAGAUUCACAGCUCAUUUUGUUAGUUCAGUAGUAGCUCGAGUCCCCCGACAAUACCUAUCACUUGCAGAAAAUGCUCCUGAGGUUGAGCUGGGUGCAGUAUACAUUACAGGCAUGAAAGAUAAGGCACAAUAUCACCUUCAAUUAUCUGGAGUGACCUAUACACAAUGUAAAGAUAGCAGCAGUAUUCAUGGUAUUUGCAAGAAAUAUUCAGCCAAUUCAAUACCUAGAGAAUGUCUCGAUAUAACCCAAAAUUUUGCUGUGGUGUCAUGCUCAACACUAGGAGAGUUGGACUACAAGAACAAGAGUAACCAAUUUAAUCUGAUUAAAAACUGUCAGUCUCUCAUCGACAAUGGAGAACUAAAACUCUGUCUUAAUGAUCAGGACAACAAACUGUGGGACUUGAUGGACAGUGUAACAUUUAAGGUGAUGAGCAAACUCUCACCCACCGAAAACAGUGAUGCUCUUGAAUACUGGCAUGAGACUGACAAAACUUGGAGGCAAGAUGCUCCUCCACGAGAGCAGAUACGCAAGAAGUUUCUUGUUCAUGAUGCCUCAACGAUGUGGAUAGGAGACAGUACAGACACUGAAGCACCAGUAGACCUUGAUUAUCAUAUUCAAUGCGUGAAUAAUGUCUAUAUUACUGGGGGAGCAUUGUGGCCUACUGGUGGAUCAUGGAAUCCUGUCCUGACCAUUGUUGCCAUGGCAAUGCAUUUAGCUGAUUCUAUUUAUAAAAAUGCACGCUGUUAG